AUGGUAGAGCUAGGAAUUAGAUUAGAUAGUAUUAAUGAUAAAUCAGAUAUUGAUAAUAUAAGUUAUAUGAAUAACGAUAAAAAGUCUGAUAAAGAUAAAAACUUUAAUAAUAGAAAUAGAAAUGACUAUAAUAAUUAUUUUAGACCUGAUAAUAAUUUCAGAAAUAAUUUAGAAAUUAAUAGAGAUAGAGAUAGGAAUUACAACAAUAAUUUUAGAUACUAUGAUAGGAAUUACGGUAAUAAUAAUUCGAGAUACCAAGAUAAUUUUAACAACUAUAACUACAACAACUAUCGCUACAACAAUAAUAAUCAAUCUAAUUAUGGUAUAAAUAAUACAUGGCAUGAUAAUAAUCAAAGAAAACAGAUCCAAUACGGUGACGGAAAUCGUAACAUUUACCAAUCUUAUAACAACAAUUCAAAUAAUUAUAGAGGUAGCGACAAUAAUCAGAGAAAGCAAAUACAAUAUAACAACAACUCAAAUAAUUAUAGAGGUAGUGACAACAAUAAUAGAAAGCAAAUACAAUACAACAACAACGAUUUCAAUAUGAAUAUUGAAUAA
Molecule: messenger RNA, 558 nt
Organism: Gordionus sp. m RMFG-2023
Lineage: Eukaryota; Metazoa; Nematomorpha; Gordioida; Chordodea; Parachordodidae
Product: TBC1 domain family member 5 homolog A-like
Exons: 1
Coding region: 1-558 (185 amino acids)
Source: RefSeq, a predicted model, not a curated record